GGAGUUGGCGAGGAGACUGAUGCUCUAGGAGAAGAAUUAUCUGAAGAGUACAUAACAUUAGUUUCUUUUUCAACUAGGACCUUUUUAGAUCAUGUCAAGACACUUACGAUGCCAUCCUGUAGUACUUUCCGAGGGUGCAAGUUUGAUGAGGAGGAGAAGAAGAUGAGCACCUGA
Molecule: messenger RNA, 174 nt
Organism: Acaulospora colombiana
Lineage: Eukaryota; Fungi; Glomeromycota; Glomeromycetes; Diversisporales; Acaulosporaceae
Source: the annotation of a GenBank genome assembly